AAAUUAAUGAAUCAAAUUUAUUCUUAUUUCGCAAAUAGCAUUAGCCAUUACCCAUCGAGUGAACCCUUAUUAGAACCGGGACUGUGCAACACGCGCCGCCGAAGUUAAGCUUCGGAGAGCUUUCUCCGCCGUUGCUUCUAGACGAAGCUUGUCUCAAUUCUAAUUCCGAAAUCCAAAACCAGUGAGGCUAUAAUUAGCUUGUGUAUCAUGGCAAUGGCGGGAUUGUAUAGACGCCUUCUUCCUUCUCCCCCUUGCUUUGAUUUUGCUUCAUCUCACGGCAAGGUCACUUUCUCAUAUGGCAAGCAACUUUUUGUUGAAGGCAUUCAAAAUGGAACCAUGGAAGGCUUUUAUAGGUUGAUAUCUUAUUUCCAAACACAAUCAGAACCCGCCUAUUGUGGCCUCGCCAGUCUAGCUAUGGUACUCAAUGCUCUUGCCAUUGAUCCUGGCAGAAAAUGGAAAGGACCUUGGAGAUGGUUCGAUGAAUCUAUGUUGGACUGCUGUGAACCUUUAGAAAUUGUAAAGGCUAGAGGCAUCACAUUUGGGAAACUUGUAUGCUUGGCUCAUUGUGCUGGAGCCAAAGUUGAGGCCUUCCAUGCUAGUCAGAGCACCAUCAAUGAUUUUCGUAAAUAUGUACUCAAAUGUUCAAGUUCCGAUGACUGUCAUUUAAUCUCAUCAUACCAUAGAGGUGCCCUUAAACAAACGGGAACCGGUCACUUUUCUCCUAUUGGUGGAUAUCAUGUUGGAAAGGACAUGGCAUUAAUUUUGGAUGUUGCACGUUUUAAGUAUCCUCCCCAUUGGGUUCCACUUACCGCUCUUUGGGAAGGCAUGAAUUAUAUUGAUGAAUCAACUGGAAAAUCUAGGGGGUUCAUGCUUAUAUCAAGGCCGCACACGGAACCUGGCAUGCUUUAUACUCUGAGUUGCAAACAUGAGAGUUGGAAUAGUAUCGCGAAAUUCCUAAUGGAUGAUGUGCCUUUUCUAUUAAAAUCAGAGGAUGUGCAAGACAUAUACAAGGUUUUUUCAAUUAUAUUCACAUCCCUGCCAUCCAAUUUUGAAGAAUUCAUCAAAUGGAUUGCAGAGAUCAGAAGGCACGAGGAUGGCGAUUCAAGCUUAAGUGAAGAGGAGAAAACAAGGCUCGCUGUCAAGGAAGAGGUAUUGAGACACGUGCACGAAACAAGUCUUUUCAAACACGUGUCCUCUUUUCUGUCAAGUUCUUGUGGCAGACAGACACUAACUUCAGGUGAUGGAGAUGCCUUACCUGUCAUUGCUGCAAGUGUUUGUUGCCAAGGAGCAGAGAUUUUAGGUGGAAAACAUAGCUCACCGGCCGUGUAUUGCUGUCCAGAAACAUGUGUGAAAUGUUGGAAAGCCGAAGAUGACAAAUCAAUAACAAUGGUUAGUGGAACUGUUGUAAACGGUAACACAGAGCAAGGGGUUGAUGUGUUGAUUCCUUCGUCAUCUGGGAAAUUAUGUUGCACUUGUUCUAGCAAAAAGAACAUUAGGAUGCACCCAGCUAGCUCUGAUGUGCUAACCGUGCUUUUACUGUCCUUACCAUCUACAACAUGGGAUGGUAUCACGGAUGAGAAGCUUUUGAAAGAAAUACAUGAUCUGGUUUCACAUGAAAAUCUUUCUACUUUACUUCAAGAAGAGGUUUUACACUUAAGACGACAACUACAUAUUCUGAAGAGAUGUCAAGAGGGGAAGGUAGAUGAGGAUCUUCAAGCUCCUUUAUCUUAGCAUAUCUCCUACAUAUUUAUUCUAACAUGGAUGGGAAUAAGAUCCUUCCAUAACAAAUUUAUUAUGUAAAUAAUUUUUUCGCCCAUAUUUAUUAGUCCUCUGUGCUCAAAUGAAUAAGGAUCUUGAAGCUCCUUUAUCUUAGCA
Messenger RNA from Lathyrus oleraceus (garden pea), 1875 nucleotides. Its product is annotated as glutathione gamma-glutamylcysteinyltransferase 1. Bases 208 to 1731 code for a protein of 507 amino acids. Gene Ontology annotation, biological process: detoxification of copper ion; cellular detoxification of cadmium ion; response to metal ion. The record is from RefSeq and is a predicted model, not a curated record. The transcript is spliced from 8 exons. Lineage: Eukaryota; Viridiplantae; Streptophyta; Magnoliopsida; Fabales; Fabaceae. Gene Ontology annotation, molecular function: metal ion binding; glutathione gamma-glutamylcysteinyltransferase activity.